Sipha flava (yellow sugarcane aphid) is the source of this 2607-nucleotide messenger RNA. It is a transcript of the gene Xpc, whose product is annotated as DNA repair protein complementing XP-C cells. Lineage: Eukaryota; Metazoa; Arthropoda; Insecta; Hemiptera; Aphididae. Gene Ontology annotation, biological process: nucleotide-excision repair; mismatch repair. Gene Ontology annotation, cellular component: XPC complex; nucleus; nucleotide-excision repair factor 2 complex. Gene Ontology annotation, molecular function: damaged DNA binding; single-stranded DNA binding. The record is from RefSeq and is a predicted model, not a curated record.
UACUUAUCAUAUUUUCGCUUGGUGCCCGCGUUUCUAAUGAUAUUCAAUAUUUCAACAUUUAAUGUAACAAUUGUUAAUUUAAUUGAUUUUAGUCGAUAACUGCGACUUGCUGUUGUGACUUCAAUUAUAUUUCUGUUGCGAAGUGCGAUUCGAAGUUUCUUAUGACUGAUCAUUAUUUGUGACAUUUCACUGUAAUUAAAUCGUCAUCAGUGUUAUAUUAGGUGUUUGAUCACACAUUUGAUUUUAAUUACUAUCAUGUUGCGCAGAUCAAAUCGAUUGUGCAAGUCAAAAUUGACUGAAGAAAAUAUUCUCGAGCCUCCAAUUAAACGUAAACGUUGUCAUUAUUCAGAACUUGAUGAAAAUGAUUCAUUUGAAGAUAACAGUUCUGGAGAUGAAUUCGAGCCUGCACAGGCUACAAAAUCUAAAGAACCAUGUAUGUUAAAUUUAUCAGAAAGCGACAGUGACACUGAUGUUCAAGGGAGUGAUCAGAUAAAAUCAAAACCAUUACAAGAGUCUGAUUGUGAAAGUGAAGAUGAUAAAAUUUGUCAAACUAAUUUUGAUUUCACUACUCUUUUAAACCCUCAAUGUGUUACAAAAGAUUCUACGGAUGGUAUUAAAUCUCAGAAUAUUGACAAUGUUAAGGAAAAUAGUUCUUAUGAUAAUAUGGAUGUUGCUAAAAUAUUAUCUGUUGGUGAAGGAAUUAAUUUAAGAUCUGUUUUAAACGAUACUGAUAACAAAGCUGAAAAAGAGUUGAAACGUAAUGAAAAUUAUACUAUUCCUGAUAUGGUUGAAAUUACAGUCAAACUUCCAAACAAUAUGAAGUGUAAAAAAGAUCAAAAUGUACAAAAUGUUCUUAGAAGACGUAUAAAUACAAUAUGUAAAGACACACAAAUUUUAAUUCACAAAGUUAAUUUGCUCUUAUGGAUCUCUUUUGGUAAUCGUUUGAAUAGUGUUCUUAAUUCACCAGAAGUUAUGGGAUCAGCAUUGUCUCUAGUACCUUCUGAAAAAUCAUAUCCACCAAAACAAUGCGAUUUGAAUUAUUUAGAAAAUUAUAUUAAAUGGUUUUCUAAAAAUAUUAAAAUUUUAUCGAAAACUGAUCCGUUAAGUGAAAUAAAUACAAUAUCAUUAGUAGAACAAUUUUCUAAGCGCGAAGCUAAAACUAGAUAUGAAUUAAUUGCAAUGUUUAUUUCCAUGUUGAGGUCAUUAGGAUUGAAUGUAAGGUUAGUGAUUAAUUUAAAUGCUGUUUCAAUUAAACCAAAUCCUGAUCAAUUGUUGGGUCCAUUAGCAGAAGAGAAUCAUAUGAAAUUAUCCAGUAGUAAAUCUAAAGUAGAAACAAAACAAAAAACAUCAGCAAAAUCUGAAUAUUUCAACAAAAAAUCAAAAAAUCCUAAAACAGAAGGAAAGAAAAAAUCUAAAGUUGGUGAAAAAUGAAAGAAAAAUAUUAUAAUAAAAAGAGAAAUAUUUUCUUCGUCUGAUGAAGAUGACAUUUUUGUAAAAAAUAAUAAAUGUGCAAAAUCAGAAUAUUUUAACAAAAAGUCAAAUAAAUCAUACACUAGUUCAAAUAAAUGUGAUACUAAAGAGUCUAAAUCUGUAGGUAACAAUAAAAAAAUUAAAAAUAAAAAAUCUGUGAAAACAAGUGAAAAAAUUGAUCGUCGUGUACUUUCAACUGAUGAUGAAGAUAAUACUUUAUUAGAAAAUAGUGAAACCCUAAUUAAAAAAAAAAUUAAAAAUGACUUUUGGGCUGAAGUAUUUCUGGAAAUGGAAGAAAAAUGGUUUUGUGUUGAUGUUAUUAGUCAGCGUUUACAUUGCAUUAAGGAAAUAUAUAAUAAUACAUCUCAUCCUAUGCGGUAUGUUUUGGCAUGGUAUAAUAAUAACAGCAUUAAAGACAUAACAAAACGCUAUGAUCCAUAUUUUCAUACUCUUACACGAAAAAUCCGUGUGGAUCAAAAAUGGUGGAAAGCUACUCUAAGACCUUAUACUCCUCCACAUUCUGUUAAAGAACGAGAGGAAGACGAAGAGCUAGAUAAACAAUUAGAAGAAACACCAUUGCCUAAAACUGUGGCUGAGUAUAAAAAUCAUCCAUUGUAUGCUUUAUCAAGACACUUGUUAAAAUUUCAAGCUAUAUAUCCACCAGAUGCACCUGUUGUUGGAUAUGUUAGGAAUGAACCAGUAUAUUUACGAGAAUAUGUGCAUGAGCUUAAUGGUAGAGAUAACUGGCUUAAAGAAGCACGUGUUGUUAAAAUGGGUGAAAUAUCAUACAAACAAGUUAAAUCUCGUCCUAGAUUUGAUCGGGCUGGAGUUCGAACUGAUCCUCCACCAUUAGAAUUGUUUGGUUAUUGGCAAACUGAACCCUAUGACCCUCCAACUGCUAUUGAUGGUAAAGUUCCUAGAAAUUGUUAUGGCAAUGUUGAUUUAUUUAAACCUUGUAUGUUACCUAAAGAAACAGUUCAUUUAAAACUUCCUGGUUUGCUCCGCAUAGCCAAAAAAUUAAAUAUUGAUUGUGCUCCUGCGGUAGUUGGUUUUGAUUUUCAUGCUGGUGGUUCACACCCAGUAAAUGAUGGUUUUGUAGUAUGCAAAGAGUAUAAAGAUACUUUGGUAGAUGCAUGG